This is a messenger RNA of Ectocarpus sp. CCAP 1310/34, 1557 nucleotides long. Lineage: Eukaryota; Phaeophyceae; Ectocarpales; Ectocarpaceae. The record is from the annotation of a GenBank genome assembly.
AUGAAACACCACGCUGUGUGCUGUGCCGAAACAUCCACUGACUGCCCUGGGCGAAGCCUUUUGGCAGCGGCAUGCGGCGACGGAACGAUCCGCAUCUUCCACGUGUCCACCGGACGCCUGGCAUACAACUUGCAGAGCAGCUCGUCGCAGUCUCUACCGACCACGUCGCUGCGAUUCAGGCCAGCCAUAGCUCAGAGUAAGACGAGGAACGUCCUGGUGUCUUGCAACGCUGGGGGAGAGAUCCAGCACUGGCAUAUCACCUCCGGGAAGUGUCUGAGCACGAUCAAGGAGGAAGAUCAGUUCUAUGCCCUCGACUAUCGCAAAGACGGGAGCGUGUUCGCCGCCACCGGGAAGAAUCACACGGUACACAUUUAUGACGAGACGACGAAGCACGAGAUUUCCCUGCUGCAGGGAGGCAGCGGCUACGGCUCGAGCUCGGCACCGGGCCACUCCAACCGAGUCUUCGCCGUCAAGUUCCACCCCGAAGAUCCCGAGGUGCUCCUGACUGCAGGGUGGGACAACACCGUCCAGUUCUGGGACAUGAGGGUGGGACACUCGGUGAGGAGCAUAUUCGGCCCGCACAUUAGUGGCGACUCGUUGGACAUUUGCGGGAACGAGAUUCUCACAGGGUCCUGGCGGCCAAACAACCCGCUCGAAAUCUGGGACUACAGGACGGCAGAGCUGAAGGAGACCAUCUCAUGGAAUCGGUCGUCCGCCCAGGGAGUACAACCGACGUUGUUGUACACGGCCCAGUUUAGCAACACCGCGGAUGGAGGACGGUAUAUCGCAGCUGGGGGGAGUGGAGCGAACGAGGCCAAGAUAUUUGACCAUACCGCCAACAACCAGCUCGUCGGGACGGUGACCGGCUUGCCUCGCGGGGUGUUUACAGUGGAUUUCUCCCCUUCCCCAGAUGCGAAGAAGGUGGCGGUGGCAGGAGGGGACGCGUCGAUUCGCAUCAUCGACAUUGUCGAAGAGAAGACGGCUGACGUUUACUAACUAGUAGAGGGUUCAACCCCGUGUUUAUUUCUGGUGUAAUCACACUUAUGGAAUGGCACCUCCAGUUGCUGUCUCGCAGUUCUUGGCAGUUUUCCUUGGGAAAUCUCCGCACCAUGACGGACCGCGUGGUUGGUGUAUUGUUGGAAAGUGAUAUUAUCAUUUUCAGUUUGCGGCUGGGGAAUAGUCGAGGGAGCGCAAGGCGAACGGCAUUCUUGAUUGUGGAAUAGCACAUCCAUGCAGACACACCGUGUUUUCACCAGCAAGCGUCAGAACUGUAGCAGCAAGAUUUCAGCGACUGAAGUGCCCUUGAAAGAGUUUUCAACCGGGCGAGCAGCUGCGGGGCGCUUAAGGCAUGAAGCAGUAUUUCGGUGGGAUCUGUGUUGCUAUCUGUUGAUGCUGCACAGCAGAUUAUUAUAGUCGCCUGCCUCGAGGGGGGGGAUCUGGUGUAUGUGUUAACGCAAGUUUUUUCAGAGAGACGGCGCUUGUUGUUACACGCCAUGAUCAGGUGUUCUCGGACCGUUGUCAAUCGUCCCCUUGCGUGGUUAAUGUGUUCUCCGCAAA